This is a messenger RNA of Humulus lupulus (European hop), 845 nucleotides long. Its product is annotated as actin-depolymerizing factor 5-like. Gene Ontology annotation, molecular function: actin filament binding. The coding region runs from base 235 to 666 and encodes 143 amino acids. Gene Ontology annotation, cellular component: actin cytoskeleton; cytoplasm. The transcript has 3 exons. The record is from RefSeq and is a predicted model, not a curated record. Lineage: Eukaryota; Viridiplantae; Streptophyta; Magnoliopsida; Rosales; Cannabaceae. Gene Ontology annotation, biological process: actin filament depolymerization; actin filament bundle assembly.
ACUUGGUCAUUGAAUUGGAUAGUACAGCAGUACAAGGGACUCAAUUUAAUAUAGUAUACAAUAUAUACAUAUACACAAUUCAGCAUAGAUCUAGUUUGGUAAAGUUGUAAAUAGAUGAAACAAUAGUGGCAUUUUCAUCAUUCAAUCUUUAUAUAAAGGCCAAUUGCCACAUUCUCAAGUAUUCAGACCAAAACUUCAAAAUUUCAACUUCAACAAAGACAGCAACAACUAACCAUGGCUAUGGCUUUUAAGAUGGCGACCACUGGAAUGUGGGUAACCGAUGAGUGCAAGAACUCAUUCAUGGAGAUGAAAUGGAAGAAGGUACACAGGUACAUAGUGUUCAAGAUCGAAGAGAAAUCAAGGCUCGUCACCGUCGAUAAGGUCGGUGGUCCCGGCGAGAGCUACGAUGAUCUAGCUGCAUCUUUGCCUACCGAUGACUGUAGAUAUGCCGUGUUUGACUUCGAUUUUGUGACUGUCGACAAUUGCCGAAAGAGCAAAAUCUUCUUUAUUGCCUGGUCUCCAACAGCUUCAAGGAUUAGAGCAAAAAUGCUUUAUGCAACUUCUAAAGCUGGGCUGAGAAGAGCUCUAGAUGGAGUCCACUAUGAAGUUCAGGCCACUGAUCCAACUGAGAUGGCAAUGGAUGUGAUUCAGGACAGGGCAAACUAGAUUGUAAUUAUACAAAGCUUAUAAUCUUAUGUUGCUUCUUACCUCUGCUUAAUUAAUAAUUCCAUACAAGGGCUGUGCUUUUUCCUUUUUCUUUUUACUUUUGUACCCUUUUCAAAGAGUUUUGGUACUAAUGUAAGUUAAUUUCUCUAAUUUUGUAAUAAUAAGUAAAUUAUCAUGAA